Messenger RNA from Melanaphis sacchari, 4066 nucleotides. RefSeq names its product DNA (cytosine-5)-methyltransferase 1-like. The coding region runs from base 215 to 3916 and encodes 1233 amino acids. Lineage: Eukaryota; Metazoa; Arthropoda; Insecta; Hemiptera; Aphididae. The record is from RefSeq and is a predicted model, not a curated record. Gene Ontology annotation, molecular function: DNA (cytosine-5-)-methyltransferase activity; chromatin binding. The transcript has 2 exons. Gene Ontology annotation, cellular component: nucleus.
UUUAUCAUUGACAUUAGACAAUACUUUGCACUCUUUGCAGUACUGUAGUUUAACACCUGUGGCACUGGGGGUGAACCGUAUCGCCAGAAUUGCCAUUAGUCAGUUAUCCUAUUCGUUUGUGUCGUUAUUAUUACAGCUUUUAAGAAUUUUGGCACUGCUAUUGUUUUAAGACCAUAGUAAAUACCGGUUUGAUAAUUAUAUAAAGUUCGAGCACAUGGCUGGUGGUAAGAGUGGCGACCCAGAACCGAAAGGUGUUAAACGUAAAUUGGAAGAACCAUCAAUUACACAAGAAGGAAACAAUUUCUCUUCUGACAACGAUGAAAAUGAGACAGAUAUUCCAAUCACCAAUACUAAGGUACGCUGCAAAUUUUGUAAUAAAACAAAGACAGAAAAAGUGUAUAUACCUUCAGAUGCCGAACCAGAGUGUAUUGUAUUAACAAACGAAAUUUUGGCUAAUAUUUACACCGAUAAUGAUGAUAUAGUGCAACACAACUUAACAAAUUACAGCAUUUAUGAUGAAAAUGGGCACAUGUGCUCAAUAGAUUCAGGAGUAAUGGAGAGAAACGUCAUGAUAUAUAUGACUGGCUAUGUAAAACCAAUUUACGAUAACAAUCCAGGUGUUGAAGAUGGAAUACCUGCUAUGGCGCUGGGACCAAUAUUGGAGUGGUGGUUAUCGUCAUAUGAUGGAGGUACUCAGGCAUUAAUAGGUAUAAACACUGAAUAUGCUGAUUAUUUGUUAAUUGAGCCACACCCCAAGUAUAAAAAAUACAUGACAUCAGUAACUGAAAAAAUACAUUUAAGUAGAGAAGUAAUUAAAAAUAUUUUAAGUAGUGAAGACGAUGAUCCAACUUACGAAGAUAUUUUAAAUUGUGUGAUAAACUCUAUAAACCCAGCAACAGGCAAUAAAUUUACCGAAGAAGAUCUUAUUUCUCAUGCUCAAUUCGUUCUCAAUCAAGUAUUAGAAUAUGAUUUAAACGACACUUAUCAUUUACCUUUAGCAGAAACUCAAUGUAUUGAAACAUUGACCCAACUUUCAGGGGCUGCAAAACCUGUCAAAGGACUGUCCAGGAGAACAGGACAAAGAAGUCAAUACGUGAAAGCUGAUAUUAAUAAACGAGAGUUCAGCAAAGCGACUACUACAGAAUUAGUAAAAGAUGUGUUUGAAAAUAUGUUUGCAGCUCAAUUAGAUAUUGAUGAUAAAGAAAAUGAAGGAAACGUGAAUAAACUUGUAAAAAAUGUGUUUGAUGAUGUUUGCAACACUAAAAUAAAAAAAGAUAUAACCGACGUACAUGUUAAUGUAAAUCAAGUAUUAUGGAGGGACCAAGUACUGAGUGAAAAAAUGUUUAUUGUUGUGAAAAAUAAUGUUUCAACAAUACCAUUAAUUGGACGUAUUGAAUAUUUUUUUAAGACAAAAUUUAAAAAUAAAGCCCAUAUUCAACUUUUUAUGCAUAGUUAUGAAACUGUACUAGGUGAAACAGCAGAUCCUCAAGAAAUAUUUGCUCUGAAAAAUUGUACUAAUAUAGAUAUUAAAAAUGUAGUCAAAAUAAUAGAUGUUGUACAAAAAAUACCUAGCAAAAAUUGGUUUAAACUUGGUAAUUCAAAAUUACAAGAUCUCUUAGAACCUGUUAAUCGCCAAAAUAAAAACUCAUUUUUUUAUCAACUUCAAUAUGAUGAUGAAUUUGGACGAUUCGAGUAUCCAAAAUUUUUAGAACCAAAUACCGUUAUUAGAGAAGGUCAUUGUAGUAAUUGUGAAGAUUUCGCCUUAGAACAAAAAUCAAAAGAACCUGAAUUACAUGAGUUCAUUGAAGAAGAAAAAAACAUUUCAUAUUUUUAUAAAUUUAAAUUAUUUGAUGAAGAGUAUAAAGUUGGUAGUUUUGUAUAUCUACAACCUGAAAUAUUCAAAACGGCUUCAAGAUCAAAUAUGAUUGGCGAAGAACCAUUUGAGCACAUAGAGACAAAUAAAAAUGUAAGUAAUCAAGAACAAAAAGUAAUUGAUGAAACUAAAUACCCAGAAUAUUAUCGUAAGUCAUUGGAAAACACAAUGCGUGGUUCAAAUGAAACCACUCCAGAUCCAUUUGAAAUUGCAGAAAUAUUGGCAAUAUAUUUUGUUAAUUGGGAUAGAAAAAAUAUUAAGCUGAUUGUAAGACGAAUGUACAGAGCUGAACAAAUUCCUCUUAAAGACUAUGCCAAAAAUUCAGAUAUGAAUAUGUUAUUUUGGUCAGAAGAAGAAUUUAGAGUUACGUAUCAAAACAUACGUGGUAAAUGUUAUGUUUCUUUUAUUUCCAAUAUUCAGGAUCCGCUUUUGUGGUCUUCAAGUGGACCAGAUCGAUUUUACUUCACAAAAAAAUAUGAUUUCAUGUUUGGUUCUAUUAUUUCGGAAUAUGAACUUCCAAGUGAAGCUAAACUAACAGGAAAAGAGGUUUAUGUCAAUUAUAAAUAUCAAUAUGUGGAUGAAGAUAAAUUACAGUAUAUACCAUCAUAUAAAAAAAUCAAACCCCUCAGAGGACUUGAUAUAUUUGCUGGCUGUGGCGGUUUGUCUAGAGGCUUAGAAGAUAGUGGUCUUGUUAUAAGUAAUUGGGCCAUUGAAUGUGAUGAUUUAGCUGCAGGAGCAUUUAAAUUAAACAACCCAGAGUCAACUGUGUUUGUUGAAGAUUGUAAUCAUUUAUUGAAAUUAGCAAUGUCUGGGGAAAAAACAAAUAGUAAAAAUCAAAACAUACCACAAAAAGGUGAAGUUGAUUUUAUUUGUGGAGGUCCCCCUUGUCAAGGGUUUAGUGGAAUGAAUAGAUUCAAUUCUGGUCAAUAUUCAUUGUUCAAGAACUCUCUGAUUGUUUCAUUUUUAUCAUAUAUUGAUUUCUAUCGUCCAAAAUAUUUUGUCAUGGAAAAUGUUCGAAAUUUUGCAUCAUUUAAAAGAAGUAUGGUUCUUAAAUUGACACUAAGAUGUAUUACACGUAUGGGCUAUCAAUGUACAUUUGGUAUUCUACAAGCUGGUAACUUUGGUGUACCUCAAACUAGAAGAAGGUUAAUCAUUAUGGCAGCAGCUCCUGGUGAAAUAUUGCCUCUCUAUCCUGAGCCUAUACAUGUUUUUAACAGAAGAAGUUCAAGUUUAACCAUUCAAGUUGGCGAUAAAAAAUUCAAAACUAAUUGCAAAUAUGAAGAGUCAGCUCCCAUGAGAACCGUCACUGUAUAUGAUGCUUGGUCUGAUUUACCCGAAAUACCAAACGGAGCAAAUGAGGAAGAUAUCAUUUAUAAAUCGAAACCUAUUACUCAUUUACAAAAAUUAUUUAGAUAUCCAGAUAACCGAUAUGCAGAAUCUAUAUUGAGUGAUCACAUAUGCAAAGACAUGUCACCUUUGGUUCAAGCUAGAAUGGAAUUGAUACCAGUAGGUGAAGGAAGUGACUGGAGAGAUCUGCCCAAUACCAAAGUAAAAUUACCUGAUGGAAGUUAUACCAAUAAACUUUUAUAUACUCAUCAUGAUAUCAAAAAUGGUUAUGGUCCAAAUGGUGAAUUACGCGGUGUUUGUCAAUGCGCAAGUGGUGAAAAAUGUGAUCCACAAGAUCGUCAAAACAAUACAAUUAUCCCUUGGUGUUUACCACAUACCGGUAAUAGACAUAAUAACUGGGCUGGUUUAUAUGGUCGUUUAGCAUGGUCAGGUUUUUGUUCAACCACUAUUACAAAUCCUGAACCAAUGGGAAAACAAGGCAGAGUACUUCAUCCUGAGCAACACCGUGUGGUCAGUGUUAGAGAGUGUGCUCGUUCUCAAGGUUUUAAAGAUUCUUUCAUAUUUCAUGGACCAAUCAUCAACAAACACAGACAGAUCGGUAAUGCAGUUCCUCCACCCAUGGGUACAGCCAUAGGUCAUGAAAUAAUUAAAGCCAUCGACAAAAAACCUAGAUAUAUUUGCAGUCCGUUUUUAUGAGCUACUUUUAACAGUCUUUUUAGAACACACCUGUUCUAAUAAAAGUUGUAACUCUGCCGUUGUUUCGAUUUCUAAGUGUUUAUUUAAAAGGCGUACAAGAUAUUAAGAUAUAUUAUCAUUUGAUAUGAAAUUUAAUUUUAGUAAUGUUUU